Molecule: messenger RNA, 4156 nt
Organism: Halichondria panicea
Lineage: Eukaryota; Metazoa; Porifera; Demospongiae; Suberitida; Halichondriidae
Product: protein purity of essence-like
Exons: 21
Coding region: 1571-2368 (265 amino acids)
Source: RefSeq, a predicted model, not a curated record
AUAAUUAGAGAGGAGCUUGAAAGAGAUGGUUUCACAAAAGAAUUGAUGGAUCGAGGUCAAAUUGAAAUUGAAAAUGAAAUGGAGAUGGAGAUAGAAAACUCCCAGACACACCACCGUAAUUGGACUGUUAUGCAAUCGUCAUCCGUUCUAUCCAAAGGAUAUAUCGAUGGCUACUCAAACGCUCUAUUUUCAGCUAAGCGACUUGGAGUUAUCCCAGCCGUCCAUUACAUAUUUACUCUGUCUGAAAAUGAGUAUUCUCUUUCAGUAAAGUUUCUGCUGAACAAUACCAAUUUAGACGAACAGAGUCGUUCUUUGCACCUAUAUAUUCGUUUGCCUCACACCCCAGGGACUAGUUACUCAGCCAUACAAAGAGAAUCAUCAGAGGAAGAGCAUCCCAGCUCAAAAGAAAUUACAAAACAGUCGUCCUCCAAUCCGAUUGUUUUGAAAACGAUUUGUGAGAAGCUGAUUUAUGCUGAGAAAGAUUGGUUCAAUCUGGGACUGGCUUUUGAUUUGCAUACUUCAGUGUUGAAAAAUAUUGAAGCUGAACACUGCUCUAAUCAACGCCGUCUGACUGAGAUUAUAGACAAGCGUCUCACUGAUUCAGAUCAUCCGGUCACAUGGCCUUACAUAUGUGUAUGCCUGAGGAGUAAAAUUGUUGGACGCAAUGAUAUAGCUGAGGAAAUUGAAACAGAAUUAACAAAUAAAUCUUUUGCUUCUUCAAGCCAUUGAUUACUUCUUCUGCAUAAUUAUUAUACGACACUAAUUAUUAUUGUAAUGACUCGAUGUAUAUAUGAGGAAGAUGGGGUCAAGCUCAUUGAAAAAUCGAAGAUAACAUUGUCUCGUGAAAGAAGCUACAAAACGAGUUGCUCGAAACCAUUUCUUUCAAAACCUUCGUAAUUUUCCUGGUGCCCAACCUUUAAUAUUAUUUAGAAAUAUGUUCAGUUUCAGUGUGCAUUGUAUGACAAUCGCGUUAUCUUGAGGAAAGGACAGACAUUUUUUGAUUGGAAAUGUGUGCAUACGCAAUUAUGUGCAAUAUUAUAUUCAAGUUGCAACGUGUUGAAGCUGAACUAUAGAGGUGUUUAAAUUCCCGAUUUAGUGGUUUCUCCUUCCACUGGACCAAAGAGCUAGGCCUCUAGAUGUCAGAUAAUGGCAAUCGAUGAACACGGCCCAUCAUCUCAGCUUCCUGAGUGUGUGUGAGGAUCGAGGACUUUGAUCACUACCAGUGUUAGGUGAAGGAUUAAGCUGCUGAAAGUGGUCCUCAUGCACUGUCUAUAUAAUACAGACCUCUCUACAAUUAAAGAAGAGACAAACUUGCCCGGAGUCGAGACGAAUGGGAGAGUGCUACUCUACAGAACGCCAACACCAAGUGCAACGCCUUGCUGCCAAUAUGGGGGCCCGAGAUUUCACAUACCAACUUCUCGAGUUCUGUUGCAAGGUUCCACAACUACUUACAAGAGUGUACAGGACUAUUUGACCCCUCCUUGCUCACGAUAUUCGACUGCUUCUGGUUCGCUUUGCCUACGAGAAGUCCUUCAGUGGGGAAAGUGGAGGGGGUGGUCCACAGAGCAACAUGCACCUGCUCCCCUACUACCUUCAUGUUGGAGCACACGUCAUGAACCUGAGUCACUGCUACCAGAGAGAGGAGAGGAACCUAGCAACCUUCCUGGCAGCUGCUCCUGACACCUGGGUCUCCUCCGCUUACGAGUUGGACGGUCCCCAGUACCAGCUGGUGGUGUCACUGUUUAUCCAGUCGUUGAGUGAGUGGGAGGAGCAUCGGACCACCAUCCUCAAGAGACUGUUAGUGUUGGCCCAUGCCAGGAACAGUAGCUCCUCCCUCAUCAAGAGCCUCUCCUUGUCCUCCCCAGCAGAGUUCUCAGUGUACAAGCCGCUACUAAUGAUGUUCUCACUAGUGGACAGUCUACAUCGAGUCCUCAAGACCACACUGUCAGUGUCUGGUAGUGACCUGCCCACAGCUCUACUGGAGCACGUCCGGACCAAUGAUAGCACUAAGUUACCUCAGACCCCAGGGACUAGUUACUCAGCCACACAAAGAGGAUCAUCAUCGGAGUUGACUAAAAAGGACAUUCGACUUAAAACAAUUUGUGAGAAGUUGAUGCCUGCUCGCACUAGUUGGUUGAAUCUAGGACUGGCUUUUGGACUGGAUAUGUCAGAGUUGACAAGUAUUGAAGCUGAAUACCCCCAUGAUAUUAGACUCUGUCUAACCAAGAUGGUAAACAAGCGUUUUGAAGUCCCUAAUCCAGAAUGUCCAGUCACAUGGCCUUACAUAUGUGAAUGCCUGAGAAGUCCUAUUGUUGAUCGCUAUGAUGUAGCUGCUAAAAUCGAAAAAGAUAAUUCAUUGAGACAUUGAACUACCUCUGCAUGCACAUGCACGACUGCUUGUCAAUCUUGGUGAGAAAGCUAAACUAGAAGUGUUGAAUUUCUAAAGAGCUUCUCAGCUUCCAUGCAGAGUGUGUGAGGAGGACUUUGAUCAUCACUACCAUGCAAGUCCUCUCCUUGUCCUCCCCGGCAGAGUUCUCGGUGUACAAGCCGCUGCUAAUGAUGUUCUCACUAGUGGACAGUCUACAUCGAGUCCUCAAGACCACACUAUCAGUGUCUGGUAGUGACCUGCCCACAGCUCUACUGGAGCACGUGCGGACCAAUGAUAGCACCGUGCUGGAAGCUAGCGACAAGUGUGAUAUGAGUCCUUCCAAGAGUUCCUUGAUGUCAUGGGUGAGUCAUGUGACUUGUACCUAAACCAUGUGACAUACCCAUUUUGUUUGAAUCGUUCGUAUGCUGUAUAUAAAUCAUGAGCAUUAUAUUCAUGCCCACAGUCGAACACAGGGCGGAUGAGAUUUUGGCCAGGCUUCUCAAUAGCUGGCCUUUGUUGCAUGUAGCAUGCAUGUACGGUCCACUUUAUACGUAUAUGUAAAAGGAGGCCUCAGGCUCUUCUGCUGUGGUACAUGCAUGGUCCUGGAUAUAACUUCUUUUAAUCAUAGAUGGUUGUUUUGGAGUGUUCCCUGACAUGAUUCUAUUGAUGGCAAGCUCUUUGCUCCAGGCUGUCUUGCAUGAUGUCUUUCAGCUUGUUGGUUAGUCUCACGAAUCAGCCGCCCUUCCUAGGUCUCUCACUUAGGAAGGGCGGCUAAUUCAUGAGACUGGCAUGCAAUUAACACAACGGCAAUUAGAGACCUAAUGAGCAAAGGUUAAGUGCUUCGCGCCUCCUCUGGUUCCACAGCUACCUACAAGAGCGUACCGGACUAUUUGACCCCUCCUUCCAUACCCUCGCUCACGACAUUCGACUACUUCUGGUCCGGUUUGCGUACGAGAAGUCCUUCAGUGGGGAAAGUGGAGGGGGUGGUCCACAGAGCAACAUGCACCUGCUCCCCUACUACCUUCAUGUUGGAGCACACGUCAUGAACCUGAGUCACUGCUACCAGAGAGAGGAGAGGAACCUAGCAACCUUCCUGGCAGCUGCUCCUGACACUUGGGUCUCCUCCGCUUACGAGAUGAACACAAUUGGACAGUCCCCAGUACCAGCUGGUGGUGUCACUGUUCAUCCAGUCGUUGAGUGAGUGGGAGGAGCAUCGGACCACCCUCCUCAAGAGACUGUUAGUGUUAGCCCAUGCCAGGAACAGUAGCUCCUCCCUCAUCAAGAGCCUCUCCUUGUCCUCCCCAGCAGAGUUCUCGGUGUACAAGCCGCUGCUAAUGAUGUUCUCACUAGUGGACAGUCUACAUUGAGUCCUCAAGACCACACUGUCAGUGUCUGGUAGUGACCUGCCCACAGCUCUACUGGAGCACGUCCGGACCAAUGAUAGCACCGUGCUGGAAGCUAGCGACAAGCUGUUGACAGAAUUCCAAGAUGAGGUGCAAUCUUGUGAGUCCUUCCAAGAGUUUCUUGAUGUCAUGGGGCUGCUGGUUGCUAUUAACAACCCAGAUGUCUUCCUGGCGGAGUUGCUCUCCUCGGUCACAGUCACCACUGCUAGUGACAACUGAACCAGUACCUGUAGAAACUUAUAAUUAGCAUUUCAUAAGUACAAGAUAUUUGAACACAAGAUUAGCUGACAUUAGCAUUUUAUAUCCAACAUUUUAGGGUGCUUCUCGGUAUACAUUUAAUAUCAUGAUUGUGUGAUCAGUAUUAUUUUGUUAACAGACAAUCUCA